AUGACUAGAACUAACAAAUGGACUGUACACGAAAAGAGACCUCAAGAACCAAAGUGGUUUACACAUAAUGGCCACUCCGAUACCGAUCCAACGAAAGUGAAGAAGAAUGGUGCUGGUAAGAACAAUUGGGGUCAACCAGGUGAUGAGUUAGAUGACGAUGAGGUUCGUCAUUACCAAAAAUCUACAGGUAGAAGAAACUCAAACCACGAAAUGAAUAAGGAGAGAUUAAACAACUUAAACGACAAAUUAGAUAAUCAAUUGAUGAAUUAG
Molecule: messenger RNA, 270 nt
Organism: Candida dubliniensis CD36
Lineage: Eukaryota; Fungi; Ascomycota; Pichiomycetes; Serinales; Debaryomycetaceae
Gene: STF2
Product: Stf2p
Exons: 1
Coding region: 1-270 (89 amino acids)
Source: RefSeq, a predicted model, not a curated record